This is a messenger RNA of Plodia interpunctella (Indianmeal moth), 4422 nucleotides long. RefSeq names its product ribosome quality control complex subunit TCF25-like. Lineage: Eukaryota; Metazoa; Arthropoda; Insecta; Lepidoptera; Pyralidae. Gene Ontology annotation, cellular component: RQC complex. The transcript has 13 exons. The record is from RefSeq and is a predicted model, not a curated record. Bases 129 to 2078 code for a protein of 649 amino acids.
GUAGCUGUUUGGCUAUAUCUUGUUUCAUUUAAUGCUUGGCAACACUAGUCUGAAUUUUCAGAAAAGCGAAGAGAAUUCAUCCCUUUAUCUCAGCUCAGCAUCAGGUGACGCUCGUGUUGUGAGGCAAAAUGUCUUCGCGGAAUAUACGAAAAUACGUUGGUGGCAACAAGCUGCCGCCUCCAGAUUCAGACGACGAGGAUUUCGAACCCCCAUCCACCAGCUCAAAGAAACAACCGUUUAAUCCAUUUUAUGGGUUAAAACAAUCUUCUGAAUCUGAGCCAGAUAGCCUUGUCAAAUCAGAAUCCGACGAGGAAAUACAAAUUAAUAAAAAACCCCGUAAAAGGAAUAACAGAAAAAAGAGAAAUAAAGCAUCACAUUUUGUGGCUUCAAAGAUUAAGAUGGAUGAAGUGGACAAAUGUCUCAGAGAAAUCAACGCAAAGUAUGGCCCCCCUCCCGAGCCUAAGCCUGAGAUUAUAAUUGAAAAAAGUAUUGAUGAUAUUCUAUUAGGCGUAGAUAUUAAAUUUCUUAAUCCUCCAAAUGAACUAGAAAAAUUGCUGGGACCAGAUUUGGAAGAGAGAGCCAAAAGAAGGACUCGAGAACGUACAUACAUUGGCCAGAGAAAAGGCUUGGUUCUUUCAAUGUCCGAACGUUUCCGAAGAAACGGACUCUCGAUGUCCAUGAUGACGACUCAUAAUGCAGACAGAUGUCAUUAUUUUACAAUCGACCACGAUAGAUCGUAUAGAAGAAAACACAAAGAGUAUUUGACAUACCUCGAGGAAUCACAAGAUGAGUUACCGAUUUUAAAUAUAAGAGACACUAUAGAAAUCUUACAUGUUGAGAAAUGUCUGCAGAUUGCGGAUAUGCUAUUUGUAAUAGAAGAGUAUAGACGAGGCAAAAAGUUGAUAGAGAGAAUCGUUGCAUACCUGCAGUACAUUUCACAUCCAGCAUUUCGGAUGAAUAAUAGACGGGUGCGGUUAGAAUACAGAGUACUGGAAAAUCGCGUUUAUCUGGUAUCAAUUGUGAAGUACAUCUAUGUGCUGACCAACAGUGCUUGCCACCGCACUGCUUUAGAGUUAUCCAAAGUGGUUCUGAAUUUGGAUCCCACAGACCCCCUGGCGAUGAUUCUGCUGAUGGACAUGCUGGCUCUGCGCGCCCGCCAGUAUCAGUGGGUGAUAGAUAUUGUUCCGUACUGGGAGUCGGUCAGAGAUGGCAAAUUCUUAUUGAAUCUGCAAUAUUCUCGCGCCCUAUCGAAAUUUCACUAUAUUCGAGAGAAAUCUGGCCCCACCGACGAAGCUGACAAUGCAUUAAAGUUGGCGAUGAAACAUUUCCCCUCCGUUGUGCCAGCGAUCUAUAAAGUGACCAAUCAUAAGGAUCAGCGGAUUGAUGACUGCGAAAUGUUCAAGGAUAAAAAUGACUUAGAGGUUUCCAAGCAACACCUGUGGAAUGAUGUACUUAAUUUUUAUACGCACUUUACUGCAUUCAAUUGGCAAUUAAAUGAGGUGUGGGCAUGGUUCUCGAAAAAUGCUGUGGAGAUGGCCAAAGAAUAUAACGACAAUUUGGAAACCCAGAAAUACGUGAAUUACAACACAAGACUUCAUCGUAUUACAUUCUUGCGAGACCCACACGUGGCACUGAUGCGUCACUUCCAAGUUAUAAAACACAUGAAUAACUUUAUUUUUGAUGAGGUGCUGUUCCCGACGGAUCCAUGCUUUACAAGCUACAACCCGGAACCCUGGCCGGCCGAGGUUAUCAACAGAUACAAGUAUCAAUUCGUACCACUCCUAAAAAUCGAUGGGCGCACCUUCAGACUCUUCGGCGAAGUCAUUCAAACUACAACUGUUCAACCUGGAAUGAUUACAGUGCAGCAAAUUGAACAACAACAUGAACAACAGCAACAAGAUGAAGCCGCCGGAGGAAGCGAACUAAACUUAGAAAACGUAAAUACGAUAAAUUUGUGUGAAUUUUUUGGCGCCCUUUGUCAUGAAGUCCAGCAGCAAAGAGGCCCCACCGUGGACCCCAACGUCAUUCCUCCAGCUGGGGAUGCUCGUUGGGAUGUCGUCGUUCCUGAACAUAACUGAAUUACUUGGCUAGCCGUUGCACCGGAAACUAAAAUCACUUUCUAGCUAUUCAUUACUGAGUCUCACUAUCUUACUGUGUCUCGCUAUUUAUGAAGUACCAAUAUUUUUCUAUCGAGUGAGACUCGACUACUUAAUUUUUAUUUGAGAUUAGAGAUUUAUGGUAAAACUAAAAUUUUCUUCCCGGUAAGUCGGAAUGGUAUAAUAUUGUAUUAAGUUGUAUUUGUUUGUCAUUUUUUGCCUAAUUAUUCUACUUUGUACGAAAACCACUUAUUUGUGGCAAAAUUAUCAUGCUCAUUACUUUUUUAAAUAGGUACCUACUUGGUAUUCAAAAAUUGAUAUAUAUCAAUAUGAAUAAAUCAUGGAAUUAGUACGUUUAAAAUUUAUGGGUCAAAGUCCAAAUUUCUUUUCAACGCUUUUUCUAUCAAACUUGUAAGACUCACUAUUAGUAAGUAGUAAGGCUAUUGAAAAAACAAACUUAGAUUUUUUAUUACAUCGAUAAUCAUGGAUUUUAUACUCGGAGUACCUACUAAUUCCAUGUCGAUAAUUUUUAUCGAAUGUCGCUGUCAUUCUUACAACCUAAACCACUUUUCCCGUCCGCACGGGGCCCUGCUAGGCUCCGCGCGUUCUAAAUCUAUGACUUUUCCUUUAUGAUUUUCUCUUUGAUUGCUGUAUGACAUGUUUGAUAAGAUUUUCCGAAACGGCGAAUUUAAUUUUUCUUUAAUAUGCAAUUUUAGCUUAUUUUCUAUAUUUUGGUAUCAAAUUGUCCUAAUUCCUAGUUACCUAUAUUGUGAAUCAAAAUGUAUCACUCUAAUUCUAUGUCAAUAUUUUGUAUAAUUGCAAUGGAGUUUUGCGAACGUUUUUCUUUUUGUGGAUUGAGAAGUAAGUACUAAUUUAAUAUUUAUAAUUGUUGGGACCCUAUUUUCGUAUAAUUAAACAUAUAUAAUUUACAAUUUAAAUAAUAUAAUUUCCACAUGUCUAGUAGAGAUAAUUUAAUUGUCUCAAAUUUCUUUUGUGUCUAGCAUUUAUAUAUAAUUAGGUAAGUAUUCGGGUAAAAAUUCUUUGGAAAUAGCAUGAAACUAUGUGCAGAUAUAAUAUUCGAUUGUCAAACAUAAAAAUAAACCCACAGUCCAGUCACAUCUCGAAAAUAUCGCAAAGUUUUUUAUUUCAUAACCGAAGCUGCUGCCGAAAAUUAUGUUGUCAGUUGUCCCUAUCGUGGCAAUUGUAUUUUCGAUUAUUAUAAUUUUUUACAAUAAAAAUACAGGUUCAUGCAGUGGUCAUAAAAAUAUCAACAUGGUUAUGUUUUGUGAUAUAAAAAAGUCGUUAUACAAAUUACCAAACAAAAUUUUGAAAUUUGGCCUGACCUGUUUCCCUAUGCUGGAACCGCCGAAUAAAUGAUUUACUUGCUUCUGAUAUUUUUCUGCGGUUCUAGACGCGUUCUCCUCAUUAAUGUGAUUGUCCCACAAGCCCCGAUACAAACUUUGUGAAAUGUUGACUCAAAAUAUGAUUAGCUAUAGUAUCAUGCUAUUUUAUUUGUAAUAAACCCAUGAUUGGACGAUUCAUAAUCAUGUAGAUUUAGUAUUAAGAAUGUACUCUUGUAGUUCUCUUAAGUGUUAAAAUAUCUUUACAACUUGUGUUAUAAUGAUAUUGAUAAGGCCGCCUUUACCUUUAGGCCAGAAUAGGCAACCGAUUAAAAUUUGAACCGAUAGCAAACCGAAAAAUGAUCGAUGUCUCUUUGAUGCCCCGAGUACCUAUGGAAUAACGAGUAUGGAAUCAUCAGCAAAAAAAUUACUUCAUUACCCAAUUUGAUUCCCUAGAUAAACUAAACGCCCCAUUCUAAUAAUGGUACCUACCUCUUUAUAUGGCAGAAAAUCGGCCCUCUCAUAAAGUUAAGUCGCUUAUCAAUUAAUUCAGGGGUACAAACUCAGGUAAAAAUAACAAAUUGUGUUUAAUAAAGUAUUUUUAUGUAAUAUAUACAAUAACACAUUGUAUAUUUCAUCGGGUUUCUUGUCUUCUAUUCAUACUUUACAAAUUUUGUUUGAAAAAAAAUAUGUGAAGUUACAAAUUGUGAAAAAUGUACAGCGUAAAGGCAGCCUAAAGUUUUAUCAUUAUCUCUGUUUUUUAAAUACUAUGACUUCUUGAAGACAAUAUUUAACUACACGUUCGAUUUAAUCAAGUGUAAUGAUUUUUUGUACCUUUGGGCUAUUUAUAGUCAUGGACUAUUUUUAUGGUAUUUUUAUUUAUUUAAGAUUUUCUGAAAUUGACUGAUAGUUUAAUUUAACUAUAAGAUAUAAAUUAAAUAUUUUGGCGAGGCAAUUUUAUGAAGAUUGUAAAAUUUUAUUUAGGG